AUGCUUGUAUCAAAUCGACUCGUUUUGUUGGCACUCUUUUGUCACUAUGCUAGCGCAGAAUUAGUAGGAGGUUUAGGAGAAGUAAAAGACAGUCAAAGAGCCCCCUCGCCUGUGUAUGCUCCCGAUAUCAGCCAAUGUCCCAAGCUACAGCCGCGCAAAGAACGACCCACUAGUAUCCAUGAUUUGCGUCCGGAUGAUAUUAAGGCUAUUGCUGCUAUAGGUGACAGUGUUAUCGCCGGCGUCGCCGCAAAAAAUGACGAAACCGAAUGCCUUACUGGAGAGUCAUUCAAACAAUACCGUGGUGUCAGUUAUUCUAUCGGCGGUAUACGUUCUUUUGUUUACAUUCGAGUCAUGAGUGACGAAUCCAUGGACAAGUUCAAUGCUGCUCUUUUGGCUGGAGGCUCUAUUUCGUUUAAAGACCAAAUUGAAUAUCUGGUCCCCAAGAUUGGAAAAGAUUCGCCUCUAGCCAGGGCAUGGAAAGUGCUCACCAUCUCGCUAGGGCAAAAUGAUUUGGUGGUAUCCUGCCACCCAACGUUUACCAUUGCAGAUUAUACAGCUCGCAUGAUAGAAGGUCUCCGAUUACUGCAAGAUAAGGUCGAUUAUGUUCUUAUUAACCUUGCUGAACUUGCAAAACAGUUUGGCCCACAAGGUCCCAAUGCCACUUUUGGUGUAAUUUAUCAGUCUGCCGACGUUAAUGUGAAAAGUGUAGACUAUAGAAUGAUAAGUAACCUGGAUGGUUAUCAUCCUAAUUUAGAAGGGCAUAAAUUCUUCGCCAAGGUGCUAUGGGAUCAAAUGUUUUUGACGAAAAGCGAGAAAUUGGACAAUUUGCAAUAUGACCCAAAGUUCCCGGUUCGCUGUCCUAGUGAAGAUGAUCGGUUUGCGACUCAAUGAUUCCAUCCAUAGCCGUACUAUUUCUUAAAUAACCUCUUACAUCAAUAAAUACCUCAGCCAUGCCCUAACGCGUCUUCAUGUGUCACAAAAAGAGGAAUCGGUGUUUAUUUGUUGUUGCACCUCUUGCACUGCUCUUCCUUUCCUCAAAAUAGAAUGACACUGCUACCCGUGCAUUGCGCGUUACUAGCAUGCACAGCAGCUCUUGUUAAUCUUCAUGUCCCUGAUCCUUACAUGGUUUGUUUUCUUUCUCCCCUUUUUUAUUCAGAAAAUAAAAACAUCAUCAUUCCAUUUGUUCCAGGUAAUUAACAUCACAAUGUGCUAUUGAUAAUCUGGGUGUUUCCAAAUAGGACGAAAUAUUUCACAUUCCUCAGGCACAACGCUAUUGCUCAAACGAGUUCGCCACGUGGGAUCCAAAACUGACAACACCACCUGGCUUGCAUGUAUUUAUUUCUUCGUCU
This is a messenger RNA of Zychaea mexicana, 1349 nucleotides long. RefSeq lists its product as uncharacterized. The coding region runs from base 1 to 891 and encodes 296 amino acids. Gene Ontology annotation, molecular function: glycerophospholipase activity. The transcript is spliced from 7 exons. Lineage: Eukaryota; Fungi; Mucoromycota; Mucoromycetes; Mucorales; Lichtheimiaceae. The record is from RefSeq and is a predicted model, not a curated record. Gene Ontology annotation, biological process: phospholipid metabolic process.